Chaetomium globosum CBS 148.51 is the source of this 1095-nucleotide messenger RNA. RefSeq lists its product as uncharacterized. Gene Ontology annotation, molecular function: metalloexopeptidase activity. Gene Ontology annotation, biological process: proteolysis. NCBI's taxonomy places the organism in Eukaryota, Fungi, Ascomycota, Sordariomycetes, Sordariales, Chaetomiaceae. The record is from RefSeq and is a predicted model, not a curated record. The transcript has 5 exons. Bases 1 to 1095 code for a protein of 364 amino acids.
AUGCAUCUCCCGGUGGCUCUCGCUCUGCUGGCCGGUUCAGUGUCAUCAGUUGUUGCUGCACCUGCCGUUGAGUCGCAAGGGGCAGACACUGGCCUGCGUCUCAUCAAGACCUCCCCUGAGGAUCCCGGCAAAUGGGUCACGGAAGAGCAGAAGAUUAGAGACUACAAGUCCAACGGCAUUGGCUUUGUUGACAUCACCGACAUUACCGACGCUGAGGUGCUCACCGCGCUAUCUACCGCUGACACCCAGGAGAAAGCCUUCUCAGCUCAAGCUGUCAACUAUCCCUCCAGCGUCAGCCAUAAGGAAGAGGCGAACCUCCUUUUAGAGAAGGUUUCAGUCACUGAGCCAAAGAGCUGGCUAAAGAGCCUGACUGAUUCAUACGGCACUGAGGCAGGGGCAUGGCUCUUUAGCACAGUCAAGAGCAUUGCCGCAAAGAACUCCGCCAUCACUGUUACCCAAUUCACCCAUUCUUUCAAGCAGCCGUCCAUCAUUGCCAAGGUCCCCGGCACUACAGAGAACUUAGUCAUUGUCUCGGCUCAUUACGACUCUACCGGUGGCUCUUCCAGCGCGCGGGGUCCCGGAGCCGAUGACAACGGCUCCGGCGUCGUGGUUCUUCUCGAAGCCCUGCGCGUCCUGGCCAACGCCGGAUUCAAACCCAAGAACACGCUCGAAUUCCACUUCUACGCAGGCGAGGAGGGUGGCCUGCUCGGCUCCCAGGAUGUCUUCUCCAGCUAUAAGUCGUCCCGGAAGACAGUGCUCGCCGUCCUCAACCAGGAUAUGACGGGCUACUCGCCCAGCGGGAAGAUCUCAAUCUACACAGACUACGUUGACUCGGCUCUGACGGCUUAUGCCCGAGUCAUUGCGACCGCGUACAUUGGCGCGACUACUAGUGAUGCGUGCGGAUACGGAUGCUCGGACCACGCCUCGGCGAGGUCAAACGGAUUCCCGGCGGCUUAUGCUUGCGAGGACAAGAUGGAUGAUUCCUCGCCGUACAUUCACACUUCCGGUGAUGCCUACUCGACUAUUAUGUGGGAUGCCGUGCUCCGGCACAGCAAAUAUACUGUGGCCUUCCUAGUGGAAGCAUCGUACCUCUAG